Schistosoma haematobium is the source of this 6379-nucleotide messenger RNA. Its product is annotated as RNA pseudouridylate synthase domain containing protein 2, variant 2. The record is from RefSeq and is a predicted model, not a curated record. The transcript is spliced from 8 exons. Gene Ontology annotation, biological process: pseudouridine synthesis. NCBI's taxonomy places the organism in Eukaryota, Metazoa, Platyhelminthes, Trematoda, Strigeidida, Schistosomatidae. Gene Ontology annotation, molecular function: pseudouridine synthase activity; RNA binding. The coding region runs from base 54 to 1421 and encodes 455 amino acids.
CCAAUUAUCAAGGUCGCAAUGUGAAUAGGGGGGUUUGAGUGUAAUCUGUAUUCAUGCUUUAUGCUCGAAGCCUAUGUACAAGUUUAGCCUGCGUUCUGAAAAACAUGAAUAAACGCGAAAGAAAGAAUGCUAAAAAGGCUGCAGCUAAAGUUAUAUUGACUAAGAAACGACAAGAGAAGAAACGAUUAGCGACUGACUUUGUGCAUUACGAAAAUUCUAGCAUCAGUGACUACUACAUUGAUGGGAUAUUUAGAAAGGUUUUCCCCUAUCAUUUCGUCUUCAAAGCUUAUGCAAAGGACAGGUGGAUUAGUCGUAAGCUCCGUGAUGUCCUGCAGUCUGAAUUUAAUAAUAAUUCUGGUGAAGUAAUCGCACAGAAAUGUGAAUCAGGUGAAAUCCUGGUAAAUAAUGCAAAAGUCGACCCUGACUAUGUUAUAAAUGACAGUGAUCUCCUUUCUCAAAAGGUUCAUCGCCAUGAGUGUCCUGUACUAAAUCUUCCCAUCGAGUUUGUACACGAUUCAGACGAUAUUCUAGUGGUCAAUAAACCUCCCUCCAUACCUAUUCAUCCCUGUGGCCAGUACACACUUAACAGCAUCACACACAUUUUGGCCAAGGAUUAUGGUCUUCGUCCUCUACGAUUUACCCACCGCCUUGAUAGAAUGACUUCUGGAUUACUUUUAAUCGCCAAGAACUACGACACAUCUGUACGUCUGCAAUCACAAAUUAGUAGUAAGGAGGUUGCGAAAUAUUAUAUAUGUCAUGUCGAAGGCUGUUUCCCAACUGAACCAAUCAAUCAAUGUACUGGCUUUGAGAUAAACAAUGGAGUAGUGGUUUGUAGCCAACCUGUCGGGCCUAUCAGUCGUAGAAUGGGUGUACAUGGCGUUGUACCAGAAUCAGCUGGUGGGAAGUUCGCUCGGACACAUUUCUUACGCUUAAACUACAAUCCUGUCACGAAUACAAGUCUAGUCAUAUGUCGUCUAUUCACUGGGCGUACACAUCAAAUCCGAGUACAUGUGCAGUACUUAGGUUAUCCGAUUGUUGAUGAUCCCCUAUACAAUUCAGCUGAUUGGGGUGAAUUAAAAGGGAAAGGUGCUAAUUAUGGAAUGACUCUGGAAGAAGUUGUCCAAAGAUUGAGUGAUUCUCGUAACAGGGAAAAGUACAGAAUCCAAGAGACCGAUGAAAAGUUGGAAAGUUCUCUUGAUCCAAAUGUAUUAGAGCGUCUGCAAUUGUGUAAAGAUCCCUUAUGCCCUGAUUGCAAGCUUACUUUCAAGGAUCCAGAAAUGAAUAACUUAAUACUACGACUGCACGCUUAUCGUUAUAGUGGAUCUGAUUGGUGCUAUUCUGCACCUUUACCCAGUUGGGUUAUAAAUGAGAAUGUACCAGACUUGCAUGGUGCAAUAGAGGAGGCAAUGAAACAGUUAUAAAUAUUUGUGGGUAUAUUAGUUUUUCUCCAUGUUUGUUUAGUUUGUUCUCUAUCAUUUGAAAUAUUCAUGCGUACCAUAUAUCAGUCAGUCAGUUACAGCGUAGGACCAGGUACAUAUAUGUGCAUCGGUCCAAGUUGCCACACCUCAUUAGCACAACAAGAUAAACACCAAAUUCAUAGUAGUUACUUUAAUGGUAAUAAUAUAUAAGAGAAAGAUUGCAUAUCAGGACAUAGCGCAGGACGAAAGAAUUAGUUCGUAGAAAGGAAAAUAUAAAGUAAUUUUAAUCUCAUAGUUUAACGAAAGACAGAGUGUAUAGACCUAAACUAUGUCACCCAGAGUCUCCAACCAUUGAUUACGAUAGCUACGCGGACCCCAACCAAGUAGUCUGCAUCUACCAACAUGGCUCAAACUAGAAGUUAGUGAUUCCAAGCACUGAUGCCAAAUUUUAGUUUGGCCACCCCUAACUUUCUUCCAAUCAUCCACAACACUCGUCAACAUUGUGCGUCGGGGUAAUCGGUGUUCAGGCAUACGUAACACGUGUCCCAACCAUCUUAGCCAGUGAAGAUUUACAAAGUCAUCAACAGAUAUGCCAUUAUUCCCUAAUACCCUGCGUCUAACCUCACUAUUACUUAUCCGGUAAUCCCAGCAGAUGAGAGCAAUAUUUCUAAGGCAUCUGUGGUAAAAUACUAGUAGCUUACGAGUAUUUUCUACUCUUAAUGGCCAUGUUUCUCAGCCGUAAUAUAGAACAUAGCGAACUACUGCACAGUAUACUCGUCCCUUAAUUGAGAUAUCUCGCCUUCGCCAUAGGUGACGUACGUUGGCAAAAGCCAAACGAGCUUUUCGAAUUCGUGCUGAGAUUUCGUCAGACACCGACUCAUUAGGGCUGAUCAGACUUCCAAAGUAAGUGUUAUAUUUCUCUCUUACGGUUAUGAUCCAGCUAUUCCUAUUGCUUAGUAUUCUUGGACACCAAAUCACUCGACAAGUCCCCAAAUCAGAACACGGUUGAACAGGAAAGAGAUUAUAUUCCAAAUAACAAGGUUAGAUGGAGGCAAGAAGCACAUUAGGGAAAACGUUAGUAUAUUUAUAUUACUUACAUGAGAAGAAUCUAGAGUAUUCUCCAAGUAUCGACUAGUGCUGAUUGAAUAAGAAUUAGCCAAUCAGCGUGCACCAAAGCAACUGUGCAUUGAGCAUGCUUUAAUCCAGUCUAUGUCCCGCUAACAAUAAGUGACGUUGUCGACGUGUUCGAUAAGUGGGACACGAAUAUGAAUAGUUUAGUUAUUUAACAAUGAUACGAUAAAAAUAUACGUAUAGUAUUGGUCCAUAAAUGGAUCCCCAAAGUUACCAUUCAUUUUCUCAUCGGGAUAUAACAAUAAUACAGACCUUUUUUUUUUAUCUUAUUUUACUAUUCUACGCAUUCGGUUUCCUCACUUUCCCUUUAUCAGAGUAAUUGAUGUUGUUCCCUCAGUGGACUUUCUGUUUACUCAGUUUGGUUGCUUAAAUUAAUAGGUAAUUAUGGUAGUUUCCGAAAAUGAAAUGCAAUUUUCAGUGUAUUGAUCAAGUUGGAUUAUGUUUCUUACGACAAUGAGGAUAUUGUAAAAGUUGAAACUGGCUUUCCGAAUUAAUAUGGACUAUAAUCUUUUCAUAUGAUUGCUGAGUAACUAGAUUAAUAUAUAUAUACGUCCCAUCUAUCGUAAGCUCCCGCUCCACUUAUUAACUCGUGUCGUACGUCUUAGUAUUAUUAUAUUUUUUUGUCAGUCUGUUAUUUACAGCCCUUUUUAGCUUGUCCAUGUCUAAUUGUUAUUUCCAAUUUUAUGGUGUGAUCUGGGCCACUAUGUUUGCAUACAAACCAAAUCUAUUUGAAGUAUUUAGCACAGGCUGGCUUCUGCACUCAAGCAUAGAGCAUAGAGAGAAACUAGAGAAUCCUGAACAGAAAGAAACGUAGCUGUUGAUUCAAAGUUAAUAGUACUGGUCGGACUUGUAACUGAACAACUCAGAGACACUUAGCCAUAGAGUAAAUAAGGGAUCUUAUUAGAAUUAUAAUUCUCAUUAGUGGCUAGUCAUGUGAUUUUUAUCAGCAGUCUCCCGGACGUAAUAUUCAUUUUAUUUAUUACCUAUAAAAUGUCCAACUAAUUUAUUGUUAAAAUAUCAAUGCAAAAUAGAAAUUUUAGUAGUUGUUUUGUUUACUUCCUAUUUCAGCUUCUAAAAUUAAUUGUUUUGUUUGAUGUAGUACUUCAUGAAUUACAUACAGAAGAUAUGCUACUGUUACGAAUUUAGCGUCCACUGAAACAUAACGGAUUCAGUUUUAAGACACCCCAUAAUAAAAAAUAUCAAAAUACGCUACUACGUACCUUCGUAAGACCUAACCGAAUGAAUCCUUAUAACAAACAUGUUUCCGUAACCUGCUCACGAUUUGUUAAAACUAUACUAAACAGACUCUAUUCACUGACCUCAAAUGUGACCUCGUGACUAGCCAGUCAAAAUGUAGCUUUUGUGAGAGUCCUAAAAUGCAAAACGUUAGUAGGAUUAUACAGCAUUAGAAGCUGAUUAAUGGUUGUAUUGAGGGUAAAUAUCGAUAAAUCAAGCAGGAAGUCCUAGUACUAUAAGCUGCCAUUAAAAUAAAUCCUUAACCCUAACACUCCUUAAUCUAAUUCCUAUCACCUAAUGCUCGUAAUCUUUGCACUCCUAACACAGAAAUACUGAUUGCAGUUUAUUCUACAAGAAAAUCAUCAUCUAGUCUUUUCAAAGAAUGAAUUAUAGCCAAAAACGUAGGUCUCGACAAAGAGCUACUCGUAAUAGCAUGUAAAAUUCGCGCUAAUAUCCAACGUCGACUAUCCCAAUUUUGAUUGGCUUUUCAAGACCGCCGGCAUAUUGUAGUAUUACCAUACGUUUAAAUGUUGCGCCAACCAGAACAAACCAUUCACAGGUUUUCUCAUAGGGAUAUUAUAUUUGAUUAAAAAUGUUAAUCAUGACUUACCAUAUUAUCUUCCAUUAUCCAUGAAACUUAUUGAAGCACAGAACAGCCGGCGGAAAAUGACGGCAAUCAAUUCAAGUAUAAUUGCUACGUUUAUUUUAUACUUCUUCCCCUUUAGAUAUGGUCUCACAAUCCUACAUCCUUCUAAUCUUGAAUCCUUAUGUUAACUCACGUUAUUCACUUAGACUAUAUACCUGUCUAUUUAAAUGGUGAUAAAAAAUAAAUAAAAAGGUAUAUGACAGUUAAAUGGGCAGUUGAAAUACUGUUGGUUUUUUCUAUUUCGUUAAAAUUCUACGUUGUGUAAGAUUGACUACUGACUUUUGGUAUAUUUGGAUAGUGUAAUAAAGAGAUGAUCAUCAGAACUACGUGAUAUAUUGGCACAAUAAAUUCCUAACGAUCUGAUCACACGUAUAGUUUCAAGAUACUCAACACUCAUUUCGUCGUUUCAUUAAGAAUAUCUACGUAAAAACAAUUGACUAUAAGCAAAAGCAAGUCUCUUUAUUGAAAACAUUGAUCAAAAUAGAACUGAUAAGUUUGAUGAGGUAGACUGAUUAUAAAAUUGUUAAUAAUAAAAAAAUGCAGUCUUAAAUCAUCGAUAUGUCUUGUAGUGGCUGUGCUUCGUUGACCAAUCACCUUCGUAACCGUUACAAUCUAAUCCUCAACGGUGUUUGAAAUCAGAAGGCAAAGAGAAGCAGCGACUACAGUUUUAUUGGCAGAUGACUCAGAUCACAAAGCAGUGAGGCAAAUGAGUGAGUCAGCGAACCGAGAGUGUAGUAUAUAUAUAUAUAUUCAAACAAACAAUAAAAAAUGAAUUCAAACUUCACUUCAUUGCACAAGCCAGUGGCUAUCAGGACUCAGUAGUCAAGUGGGUAACGCGAUGGCGCUUGAAGCGAACGGUAUUGGAUUCGAUUCUUGUAGUGAACAUCAAUUCUCGGGUGCAGGUGCAUCCGGGUGACAAGUCCCAAAUAGGACGAAACGCGCGUCCUGGAUUCCACUACUAGCCACCAUCCAUCUUUUCAGUACAUUUUUUAUGAAUUAUUUUACUGUGUAAGAGAGAACUUAUAGAAUUUAUAAUUUGUGAUUUAAUCUUAUAUCAUUACAAUAAGGUCCGUUAAUUCUCGAACACUAUCGAAGUUUGUACACCUAAUUAACAAAACUAACCAUCAAUAAAGUCAAUCAGGAGAAAGACAAAUUGGUUUUAAGAAAGAACUUCAUUUUUUUAACUCUGAAGGCGACAAUUUAUACUGUGUUGCUUGUAGUUUUGACAAUAAUUAGCAAUGGAUUCUACAAAAUCUACUUUGUCUUAUAUGAAAUUUACCAACUGAAUGCACCUCAACUCGAAAAUUUAUGUUCCAUACUAGAACCCCAAACCCUUAUUGUUUAAUACCAACGUCAGAAUAUUAUUCACCAGCCUAUACAUUAACGUCAAAUGUUUCCAACUAAAUAAAUAAUUUGUGAUUAAUACAAUUUUCCAAACUAACUUUAACAGUUCUUUUUCAUUAAAUAAUCCUAUAUUAUUUCAAACAGUCAAUUGUAUAACAAACUACCCAGCUAUGAUUCAACAUUCUAUACACUUAGUAGAUUAUGAACAGAGUGAUCCCGAAGACUGUUAGAGGUAUGAAAACAGUUGUCUGUUUCCAACCCCCUUGUACAUUGAGCAGUAUGACUUCACCUUCGUACCUUAAAUUGCUGGUUUUUGUCUUACUGUCAUCUACUUUUGCAACCUCAAGUGGUGUCCGUCAAGGCUGUCCACUUUCCCCAUUUUUGUUUAACUUCAUCAUAGAUCUACUGAUGGAAAUAACUUUCUCGUCGACUGAGUUCUCGGGUAUUGAUCUCCAUCCAGGAGGUCCACUUAUCGACUUAGAAUACGCAGAUGACAUAGUCCUGUUUGGUGAAGACGCUGACAAAAUGCAGAGUCUUUUGGUAGCACUAAGCAACAAUGCCAGAAUGAUUGGAAUGCGCUUCUCUCCCUCGAAAUGCAAGUUGU